GCUACACACCGUGAUUGAAAGGUCCUCGGGUCCAAUUGCAAGCGAAUAUUUUUUCUGCAUAUACACGUGUGGACCAAUCAUCAACUUGAAGGUUAAAGCAGACGCACACGUGGUUAUGACAUGGCUGCGCCCAGGCUGAGUUAGGAUAAUGGAGUAAACGAAGCAUAUUCGGUAAAAGGGAAAGAGAAUUAUAGAUAAGUAACGAAUAGCGGAUGUUAUCUGGAAGGUGUUUUUAGCAGAUCUACGUUGGUCAACAGUUUCAGGUGAAUCUGUUCGUGCACAGCUAGCAUAUAUAGCAUGUUUGCUAGUGUGAUUCAGUCCAGAGUCGGUUCUGUAACAUGUUAUAAAGCAAGACAGCAUAUAGGGUAUCUUUAGGCUAAGUGUAUCAUCUUUACUAAGUACAAUUUGGGUUCACACACAGCGCAAAGAUGUCAAGUCAAGAACCAGUAACCUCGCAAACAAUGCCGAGAGGCUUGCAUGUCGAAAUGCUUAUCAAAAACUUUGAAAAGCUUUCGAACGAUGACAGAACCCUCUUUUCAAACGGAUCCAUGUAUUUGGGGGUAAAUGCGGGCUUUGCUGGAUUGAUAGCAAACAGUUUCUUUCGGCGUCUACUCAAUGUCACACAAGGGCGCAUAACGUCCAGUCUUCCAAUGGCAACAUUACCUUUUCUAACCACUGUGGCACUGUACAAUGCUACUGUGACAAACCCCUUACUUUUGGGAGAGCUCAACUGUCCUACGUGUGUGGUGGUCAGAGGUGCCUUGGUAGGAGUGGCGGCCGCUGGAGUGUAUCCUCUUAUUUUGGCUCUACCCGUCAAUGCAGGGCUUGCAUCCAGAUACAACACGGCACCAAUGCCAGAGAAGGGAAACAUCAUGCGGUAUUGGGUGAACGCCACUCGUCCCGUUGUGAGAAAAAUGUCUUUUAUAUUUGUGUUGCAAGGAUUGUUUGGGGCCUACGUUUCCAAAAGACAUUUUGACAUUUAUCUAACAUUGCUGAAAAUGACCGGCACGGAUGAUGAACUCCAUGAUUAGGUGUUGUCUGUGUAGUACGUCUAAUUCGUUUUUGUACAGAAAUUAAACUAAGCAUGUACCCCAA
Molecule: messenger RNA, 1095 nt
Organism: Clupea harengus (Atlantic herring)
Lineage: Eukaryota; Metazoa; Chordata; Actinopteri; Clupeiformes; Clupeidae
Gene: tmem126a
Product: transmembrane protein 126A
Biological process (GO): mitochondrial respiratory chain complex I assembly
Cellular component (GO): mitochondrion
Source: RefSeq, a predicted model, not a curated record